UAAGCAAACCUCUGCUCGGUACACAUACUUUAUUUAAUCGCGCGCGGUUCUACUCGAGUUAUACCGCGAGACAUCACGGACGGCUUCGCAGUUCGACUCGCACCGCGAGUGCGCGUAUGUGUAUAAUACGUUUAGAUGUUUCUCACGAAAAACUCCACGAUGCUACACAAUCUUCUACGCGUGGGUGUACUGCUGACACUUUCGAAGCCGUCGCUUCGGACUUCCGCUGCGAACUCCCCGAGCUACAUCGGCGCCGUGGUCGAGUACCAUCCGGUCACCGACGGAGAUGACGGCCAAACGAUAGCCGAGGCGAACGCCAAUAAUUACCGAACGAUCAUUAAAAGCGCCUCGGCCUACCACGCCGAUAUCAUCGUCUUCCCCGAAUUCGGCCUGACGAGCCUCCCGAAAGACGGCGAUGCAGAAAGGCAGUUCAACGCGUCGGCCUAUCGAGCUUACUACCGCGAGGUAGCUUCUCGAAUUCCAGGGCCCAACGAGACCGUGGUGCUUUGCGACACCGACAGCAAGUACGCGAAGUCGCUCCAGAGCAUCUCCUGCGCGGCUCGCGAGUACCGCAUGUACGUAGCGGUGAACCACCACGAGCGAGUCGACUGCGACCCGAAGAAACCAAAUUGCGCUCCCGACGGUUUUUUGCUCUACAACACCAACGUGGUCUUCGACAGAAGCGGCCGAGUCGCAGCCCGUUACCGCCAGUACAACAGCCUCGUCGACGACGGAGUCAACACCACCAGUCAACCGGAACAGUCGAUCUUCAAGACCGACUUUGGAGUGACCUUCGGCCAGUUCGUCUGCGUCGAUUUGCUGUUUCAGAAACCGGCGACUUUCUUCGCCAGCAACCCGAACGUCACUGAUGUCAUCUUCUCGACGCACUGGUUCAAUUACCCGCCGUUUUUGGAGUCCACCCAGAUCCAGGCGGCUUGGGCUUACGCUGCCGAUGUGAAUUUUCUCGCUUCGGGUUACAACGAUGUUCUCACUGCCAGUGGAGGCAGUGGAAUCUACGCCGGCAAGAGCGGACCCAUAAAAACCUACCACUCAUCCCAGACCAGCAACGCCCUAUUGGUCGCCGAAAUCCCCAAACUAAACCGUCGCCAGCGAAUCGAGGACAUCCACGCUGGAAAGUCAACCAUCCACAAAUUCAGACAGGCUGAGGUUCCGACGAUCUCGGGAAUCCCACCGAAAGCUAAUCUUACCACUGAAUUCAGGGACAAUUUGAGGCCCUACACCAGCGCGUUGAUACAGACCGGCGAAGCUUCGUCGCACAUCACGACGCUUUGCGAUCGUGGGCUGUGCUGCGAUUUCCACGUGGAGACGAGCUACGAUAAGGAAGUCGCGGCUAAGCCUGGAGCCAAGCAGUAUAGAUACCGCGUGGUAGUCUUCAACGGGGUAACCAACUACGUAACGUACUCCGGCAACCAGUCAACCGCCGGCGUCGAGGUCUGCGCUUUAGUCUCCUGUGCAGGCGACUCCCUCGAGGACUGCGGUAAACGUUACCCCGAAGGCACCGACGUCGUCUCCCCCACGACCCUCGAGUCUCUCAUAAUCACUCGACGAGCGAAUCGCAAUGCUCCAACCUUCUACAUGCCAACGACGAUGGAAAGAACGAAUCGAGAGCCUCUGAGCAGCUCUGACUUUGCCUACUUGGCCAGCGGGCAGCGUAACUCGAGUCUGCUGCUCAUGUACCUCGUCAGGCCGAGGAGUGAUUUGGAGACUUUUGGAAUUUAUGGACGAAGGUUCGACAAGGAUGGACUACCAGCUACGAAGGCUAACGGAGUCGGGACGGUCGAGUCGACGUCGGCGGUGCUGUUUUGCACGAUGGUGGUGAUUUUGGGAUCGUGGAUCUGCCAGUGAUGUGAAUGUUCGUUUAUGAGUCUAUUUUGUGAUUUUCCUCUGUUUAAAAGUAAACGAGUUGAAGCUGCGAAUUUUACUGAUUUGUACAUUUCUUUAAUGAAUAUAGCUCCUCGAUUUUAUUCUUUUUUAAUUUGAAUGAAAUGUUUAAUAUUCUUAAUCAACGUGUGAUAAAUUCAAUUCAAUUUUGAAAUUAUUCUUCUCAAGAUUCAAAUGAAUCUCUGUUGUUUACUUGUCUUACAAAUUAUAAUAAAACAUUUGUAAGUAAAA
Molecule: messenger RNA, 2133 nt
Organism: Nasonia vitripennis (jewel wasp)
Lineage: Eukaryota; Metazoa; Arthropoda; Insecta; Hymenoptera; Pteromalidae
Product: vanin-like protein 2
Exons: 7
Coding region: 136-1866 (576 amino acids)
Molecular function (GO): hydrolase activity, acting on carbon-nitrogen (but not peptide) bonds, in linear amides
Source: RefSeq, a predicted model, not a curated record